UCUUCGCGCGGGCCUGCAGCCUGGGACCCGAUUGAGAAGAACAGGGGACGCCACGCGCCCGCCAGCUCCCGGCGGCGCACUCCGCCCGGCUCCGGAGGCGCGGGGGCGCACCAUGCCUGCAGACACCCCAGGGAAGCCGAGAGCCUCGCCGCUGGCAGGAGCACCGGCCAGCGCCAGCAGAACCCCGAAUAAGCCCCGAAGCGCGGCGGAGCACCGAAAGGUGGGGACCGGGCGGGGCGUGGGUUGGGAGGCGUGGGGUGGGACAGACGGAUGCGGGACUCAGCCACAGCCCGACCCACAGUCCUCCAAACCCGUCAUGGAGAAGCGGCGCCGAGCGCGCAUCAACGAAAGCCUCGCGCAGCUCAAGACCCUCAUCCUGGACGCCUUCAGGAAGGAUAGUUCCCGCCAUUCGAAGCUGGAAAAAGCAGACAUCCUGGAGAUGACCGUCAGGCACCUGCAGAGUCUGCGGCGUGUGCAGGUGACAGCCGCGCUCAGCGCUGACCCCGCCGUCCUGGGCAAGUACCGCGCCGGCUUCAAUGAGUGUCUAGCGGAGGUGAAUCGCUUCUUGGCCGGCUGCGAGGGCGUCCCGGCCGACGUGCGUUCUCGCCUGCUUGGCCACCUGGCCGCCUGCCUGGGCCAGCUGGGGCCCUCGCGCCGCCCGGCUCCAUCGUCCCCCGCUGCGGAGGCCCGGGCGCCCGAAGUCUACGCCGGUUGCCCGCCGCUCCUGGCAUUCGACCACCCCUUACCCCUGCUGCGCCCUGGGUCUGCCUUCGCGCUGCGGCUCCCUCCAGGCCUGACUGGGGCGCCCCCCAACGCCCCUAGGGCGGGACUGCAGAACCGGGGCGCGCCCUGGAGGCCGUGGCUGCGGUGAGGCCUCGACCCUCAGACUGUAACAGAGGCUGCACCCCGUUCUAGGGCCGUGGCCUUUGCUGAGUGUACCAGAGAAUAUUUGUUUCCAGAGGCCACGUCGAGAGAGUUUUGAUAUUUUUUUGUCUUUGUGAAGACUCUAGUCUGGCGUUUCUUUCAGCCCUUAGUUCUGGGGUGGGGGGUGGGGGAGUCUGCUGGUUGCUUUGUGCUGGACUUCUGGGGUAGGACUGCGGGUGGCCCUUCCCCACGCUCUGUACUCCGUGCCGGCCGUUCCUCUAGCCCAGGGCUUGGUCGGUGUACCUGCAUCUGUGCAGGAGCCAGCCACCCUCCUGGAAGUGUGGGCGAUGUGAGAAGCCACUCAGGAAAGUGACAGUCAUCACAUUUUCCACAAUGUAUCCCAAUGUUGGAAACCAGUCCGGCGGCAUCACUGGGCAAGGAUUUUUGUUUGUGUUUAAAGGUACCUUAUCCCUCUCCUGUGGACCUUGGAAGGUGAAGACAUUGUCACACUCUUGUCCUGGGCCACUGGGCAUGGCGAGAGGUGAUUGUGCCCUGCGGUUUCAGUUCUGGCUUGGUCCACUUCCUACUUUAUUCUCAUGGUUCAACACAAAGCUGCCUGGGCUGAGCCUGCCCCAGGCCAGUGUCUGGUCAGGAGACGAGUGCCAGCAGGAGAGGGUGACUGAGUCCUGAGGACAGGGAACUGGGGCAAGACUGGCCAAGAGCACUUAGUGCCAAGGUUUGGGCGGGGGGUAACUCUCCUACCAGAGUCCAGUCCUGCUGUGUGCCCUGGAGGGGAGGUCUCCCCCCUGGUGGGGAAAGACUGGAGGGUGGUCCUGCCCAUGCCUCUGUUCUGAGCACCUGCUGUGUGGCAGCCCUACAGUCCUGGGCAGUAAUGCUGAGCAGCAUUGGACAUCAGCCCUGGAGUCACCAUCCUGCGGUGUCCCAGGUCUCCCUGAGCUACUGCUGGGCACUGGGCUCCAGUUGCAAUGAGGGGGUGAUCUGAGUCAUACAAGCUGAGACUGGAGUGUCUCAUCCUGAGCCCAUCUGAGGCUGAGCCAAGACUCAUUUCCCAACUGCAGCUGAGUUCAUCAGAUGGUUGUCAGCCACCUGCCUGGCCAGGGCCCAUCAAGGAGAAAGAGGGUAACAAGACUGAGAGGGUGGCGAUCCACAAGCUGGAAGAGGGCCCUCACCAAAAUCAGACCCUGCUGGCACCCUGAUCUCGGACUUCCUCCAGAACUGUGAGAAAUGUGUUUCUGUUGUUGAUAAGCCACCCAGUCUAUGGUAUUUUGUUAUAGUAACCCCAAAGGACUAAACUACCAGAGCUUACUGUUACCAAGUAGAUUGGUGGCAGGAGGCUGUUGUUGACUUUCCAGAAGUCACAGGGGCAAAUACCUGCCCCUCUGGAGGGCAGAAACUAAGCUUCAGGUGUCUAGGCUGAUCCUCCCGUGUGUAUGUGGCUGAUCCCUGGCACUAGGGUACACAGGGGACCCUCCCCAGUUGGACAUAUGGGGACCCUCCCUGGUGUACAGGCACAGAGGGCUGGGAGGGUGGAGCCUGAGGACCAGUGGGCUUCCUCAAAUGAACCCCCCCCCCCACCGUGAGCCUCAUUCUCAGCCUCAAAUUUGACCUCUUGCCCAAAUGCAGCGAGGCAGCGUCUUCCUGGGUGGGGAGACCUACACGCCCAGCAUGAAGCCCAGAAUCCUGGGCCACCCCAGCCUGGAACUUGGGAGGGUUGUGUGGAGUGAAUGAGAUGGUGCUGGAAUGUUCCAGUCCCCAAGAAGUGCUUAGAGCUGGCAGCUGUAACUACAGGGCCUGUGGCUGCAACUGUGAGUGCACGUGUGACCAGGCUGUGGGUUUCUUGGCUGCCAUCCACUGGAGUCUGGGUGCACGGUCCCCUCAGGCUUGCGAUGUGGCAUCAGGGGAAGUUUGGAGAAGGGAACGGGGAGUGAAGCAGUUACCAGCUAUUCCCAGAGCAGCACCUGCCUCUGGGCUUCCAGGAAUUGUGCCACUUAGAAAUCAGCUCCACCUGGGCAGAUAAUUGAGGAGGACAAAUAUGCAGAGCCAGAGACACACAAUCCCAUGGUCAGAGAUAGAGACUGAGUUGGACACAGAUCGAGAACCUCCUCAGGGGCAGCCAGGGCCUUUCCCAAAAAGACAUACAGACUCAGACCUUCUCUCCCAUGUCUCUGAACUUCCUUCAGUUUGCUCUGUGUUUGGGAAGGCCGCAGACAUACAUCCUACAUCCACAAUCUCAAUCUCUGUGUAGGGCUCCUGUGUUGGGCACCCCCUCAAGGUCUUGUCAGCACAGGAGUGGUUCAGGGAAGGCUUCAUGCACAGACUGGGAUUGAAUUUUAUUUCUGCUGUCACUUAGUUGUGUGACCUUGGACAAAUCACAAAAUCUCAAACGUAAAAUAGGAUUAGGAAUACUACUUAUCUCUGGUGCUGUGUGGUUGAAGGAAUUAAAUAAAAUAAAUAACCUGCAUAGAGAAAAUUUCUUCCACCACAGAUGGAGUGGCAGGGACCAGAUUUAUCCUCCUGCUUAAAACAACUAAAAAACUGGACAAAAUAUAUGAAAUAGCAGGCUUGAAAGACAGUGGCCCCUGAGAAGUGGGAAAGAAAUGAAGUGAACCCUGUAUUGCCCUAGCUGACUGCCAGAAGAUGGUGUCCAGGCCUCGACUGCAGGGAGGGGGAAGCCAGGCAGGUUAGCAGACUUCCAUGGGCAGUGGUGGAGAACCAGCGCAGCUAGGGUCAGCAAGAAAAGAGGUGCCAGAGAAAGAACUAUGGAGAGUUGCAGAGGGUCUCCCUCAAGGCUGAUUAGAACAUGCUGGGAGAAACUCCUCGAGGCUAGGAAAAGAACCACCAGCAAAAAUUAGAAAAAUCCUUUGAGUUCACACAGGGUCACCUCUAGCCACAUUGAAAAAGCCCAUAAUUCAUAGGGCACAUGGUAGAGUAUUCAGAAGGACCUGUCCCAGUAGUAAGGGAUAAUUAGCCUUGCAGUAAGUACUGUUCUGGUGUUGCCUAACAAAGCUUAUGAACAAGACCCCAAAGGAUCAAACUGUCUCCAAGUAACUCAACUGUGCCCCAGAACAAAGCCCAAGAAUAUUUAUAGGAACAGAGAAAUAUCCAGCACCCAACAUAUUAAAAUUCAUGAUGUCUGGCAGCCAGUAAAAAAUUACCAGGAAUACAAAGAAGCAGGGAAAAUAUGACUCAUAAUAGGAGAAAAAUCAAUCAAUUGGAAGGAACCCUAGAAGUGUCACAAAUAAUAGAAUUAGUAGACAAGGACAUUAAAACGGUUGUGAUAGUCACACUUCAUGUGUUCAAGAAGCUAAAAUACUGCAACCAUAACAAUAAAAACUAUUCAAAUUGAAACAGAUUUAAAAACUGGAAAAGAAGGAAAGACAAAAGAGCAUUAGUUAGCUGUGGGACAACUUGAAGUGGCCUAGUAUACAUGUAAUUGGAGUCCCAGAAGGCUCAGGUCAUGAUCCCAGGGGAGCCUGCUUCUCCUUCUCCCUCUGCCUGCCACUCCCCCUGCCUAUGCUCUCUCUCUGUCAAAUAAAUAAAAAACAUCUUAAAAAAAAAAACUUUGAAGAAAACUACAUCAAGGAACCACAGAAUCAAAUUGCUACAAUACAGGGAUAAAACAAUGGUGUCUGUUCUUGCCACUUCUGUCCAGCAGUGUAGGGAGUUCUAGUUAGGCCAAUUAGGUAAGGGAAUGAAAUAAAAGUCACUGAGAUUGGAAAGGAAGAAGUAAAACUGUCUAUGUUCAAAUGACAUGACCUUAUAUAUAAAGAAUCCCAAGAAAUCCACUAAAAAAACUAUUAAAACUAAUAAAUGGAUUAAGCAAGGAUUCAGGGUACAAGAUUGAUAUUUAAAAAAUCAAUAAAUGAAAAGAUAUCCCAUGUUCAUGGAUCAGAAGAUUAAAUAUCGUUAAGAUGUUAAUACUUCCCAAAUUGAUCUUUAGGUUCAAUGCAAUCUCUAUUGGAAUUCCAGCUAAGAUUUUUGCAGAAACUGACAAGCUGCCUCUAAAAUUCUUAUGGAGGGGUGCCUGGGUGGCUCAGUUGGUUAAGCGACUGCCUUUGACUCUGGUCAUGACCCCAGGGUCCUGGGAUC
Molecule: messenger RNA, 4974 nt
Organism: Zalophus californianus (California sea lion)
Lineage: Eukaryota; Metazoa; Chordata; Mammalia; Carnivora; Otariidae
Gene: HES4
Product: hes family bHLH transcription factor 4
Exons: 4
Coding region: 113-871 (252 amino acids)
Biological process (GO): regulation of transcription by RNA polymerase II; anterior/posterior pattern specification
Cellular component (GO): nucleus
Molecular function (GO): protein dimerization activity; RNA polymerase II cis-regulatory region sequence-specific DNA binding; DNA-binding transcription factor activity, RNA polymerase II-specific
Source: RefSeq, a predicted model, not a curated record